Paramuricea clavata is the source of this 5660-nucleotide messenger RNA. Lineage: Eukaryota; Metazoa; Cnidaria; Anthozoa; Malacalcyonacea; Plexauridae. The record is from the annotation of a GenBank genome assembly.
CAAAUUACGAACUCCUGUAGUGUAGUGUUUGUCUACAAACAGAAAGUGUUAACUGUCUUGACUUAUUUCGAAACUUUAUUGUCGCAAACAGUACGUCAGAAACCAUUGUCCAUUGCUGACUACUUGCUAGCAAUGGCCCAAGUAUUAUUACUGUUAUUCCUAUCUAGUUUUCCCUUUCUUUCAAGCGCUUUUGUGUGCUCGAAGUCGCCAAGAAACCAGGACGAAGUGCUUCAAAUUCACCUUGUUCCUCACACUCAUGACGAUGUCGGUUGGCUCAAAACUGUUGAUCAAUACUAUUACGGCGCUAACAACAGCAUUCAAAUAGCAGGCGUUCAAUACAUCCUUGAUUCAGUGAUCCCAGCAUUAGAAGCAAACCCUAUGAGGCACUUUAUCUACGUUGAAAUAGCGUUCUUUAAAAGAUGGUGGCAACAACAGACCCCGGCUAUGCAAGCCAGAGUGAAAGCACUUGUCCACAGAGGACAAUUGGAAUUUAUUAAUGGCGGGUGGUGCAUGAACGAUGAAGCAGCAACUCAUUAUAACGCAAUCAUAGAUCAGAUGACUCUCGGCUUACAAUUCAUCGAUAACAAUUUUGGCUCAAGUGCUCGACCAAGAGUCGCAUGGCAUAUAGAUCCGUUUGGACACUCAGCAGAACAAGCAUCUCUCUUCGCGCAAAUGUCUUUUGAAGGCUUCUUCUUUGCGCGUAUCGACUACGCAGAUAUGAAAAAGCGCACUGAUGAACAACGCAUGGAACUGAAAUGGCGGGGCAGUCAAAGCCUUGGGGCCGCCACAGAAAUAUUCACUGGGGUACUAUAUAAUGGGUAUGGCCCCCCGUCUAGUUUUUGUUUUGAUAUCCUGUGCGGUGACCCUCCUAUGCAAGACGACCCUCGACUGUUUGACUUCAAUGUAAAACAGAGGGUGGAAUUGUUUAUCAACCGCUCAUGUGAGCAAGCUUUGCAUUACAAGUCCGGGCACAUCAUGCUCACCAUGGGAAGUGAUUUUAAUUAUCAAAAUGCUCAUACUUGGUUUAAAAAUUUGGAUAAACUGAUUGCUUUUGUAAACAAGGUAUGAUUUGUAUGUAAACACGUAUUAAUUUAUAAGUGGACCUCUAGAGAGAACAGUUUAAGCAUAAAAUUUAAUCCGCGUUUCCUGCUGUAGAAAAGGAUGGCCCUUACUGGACCUCUAGGGAGAACAGUUCAGAACUGAUAGAGCUAACCAGUAUAAAUAAAGUUAGUGUUCAAUUUAGAAUAAUAGAUAUAAAUGCAACAUAAAUUUUCUGACCAAUUAUGUGAAAGAAUAAUGUAUGGUAUCGGAUAGCUUGCUUAAAAUUUCGCAAACAUUUUUCUGCUUUUUCGGAAACAUAUUUCUGUUGUUUAGGACGGUAGGGUGAAUACAUUUUACUCCACACCAUCAAAAUAUGUCGAUGCAAUAAAAGGAAUGGAACUCGAAGUGAAGACAGAUGAUUUCUUUCCUUAUGCAGACUGCCCUCAUUGUUAUUGGACUGGUUAUUUUACCAGCAGACCUGCACUGAAAGGUUAUGUGAGAAGAAAUAAUAAUUUACUACAGGUAGUGGUCCUUGUCCUUUAUCAUCACUGCUACCACUAGCAUAAUCAUCACCAUACAGUAUAAUUACCACUAUCAUCAAUAUCACCAUCAUGUAAUCAUCAAUAACACCAUCACCAUAAUCACCAUCCAAUCAUAAUCACCACUAUGAUUAAUACCACCAUCACCAUUACUAUCACACCACCACCAUCAUCACAUCAUUAUCAUCACCAUAAUCAUUACCAGCACCACCAAUCAUCACAUCAUUAUCAUCACCACCAUCAUCACAUCAUUACCAUCACCACCAUCAUCACAUCAUUAUCAUCACCAUCAUCCACAACCCAUCUUUAUCAUCAACAUCAACACAACUACAUUCAUCAACAGAAUCACCAACCUCACUAUCACCAUCAUCGGUAUAAUUUCCAUCAUACUAGGUAUGUAAACAACUUGAAGUUCUGGGCAAACUUGGAGAGUCUGAUCCCAGUUCAGAAACAUUACGAGAUGCCAUGGGUGUAGCACAACAUCAUGAUGCAGUGAGUGGCACUGAAAAACAACAUGUUGCAUAUGAUUAUGCCAAACGUCUGGCAAUUGGAGCUCAACAAUGUAAGGUAGGGAAUCUCAGCUAUUAUUACGGAUCUUAAAUCUUAAUUAUACCGCUUUCUGGUGCUUAGUGAAGCUUUAAUUAAGUAUGGUUAUAAUUACCUCCGCCAGGAGGUUAUGUAAUCAUCUGGGUUUGUAUGUGUGUGUGUGUGUGUGUAUGUGUGUGUGUAUGUGUGUGUGUGUGUGUGUGUGUUUGUCUGUGAGCACGAUAACUCAAGAAAUACCAAACAUAUCCGUACGAAAUUUUGUGAGUGCAUUUCCCAUCGGCUACGGAAGAACUGAUUAAAAUUUGGUUGAAUUUGGUUAAAAAUUAAAUGAGAAAUAACAAAAGUUUGUCUUGCUUUUCCCGGUCAAUUAAAUAAAACUUUAUACUGAAUGCGUAAUUAGGACGUGCAUAAUAUAUGCACCAGCCACUCAAAUUCUAAUAACAAUAGAUUACUUCAAUAUUUUGCGCGUAGGCGGAGGUAUGCAGUCUCUGAGUGCCCUCUAGUUUAAUAAUGAGAUAAUGCAGUAAUUUUCUUGAAUCUGUGUAACCCUAAAGUGAUCGGAUGUUGUACAGAACUCAUGUGAGUAAAGUAUGGUUAGAUUAUGCAAAAUGCUUAGAUUUACAACCAUAUGUUGUAUGCCACAUUUCAGAUGGUGAUAAACUCCGCUCUGAACAAAGUCGGUCAACGACGUCAGUAUUUCGGUACCAACAUUCAAUACACAUUCUGCGACUAUCUCAACAUCAGUGCAUGUCCAGCGACAGAAACCACGAAAUCAUUUACUAUCACCGUGUACAACCCUAUUGCUCGACCUGUAGAUACCAAUAUCCGAAUCCCAGUGUCAAGUCAAGAAGUCAAAAUUAUUGGCCCGGAUGGGAAACCAGUUCCCGUUGUGAUUGAACCGGUGUCGAAAGAGACCAAAUUUGUCCGCGGUAGCCUUGGGAACGCACCUUACGAGUUAACGUUCCCAUUAACAGGCUUACCGCCUUUGGGUGUUGCUAUAUACACAGGGAAUACAACAGCGAACUCCGGAAAACAUACUUCUAAAGUGGCGUCGAAAUUUGCUUCUAAACUCCUAAGGAAAUCUGACUUUACAAACAGCGAUUAUCACGAUGGAGAUUAUGUUAUUUCAAACAAGCAUCUUCGUCUGACAUUCGACCAUGAUUCAGGACGCUUGACUAAAAUUGAGAACCUCGCAUCCAACAUAAGCCUACCAGUUGACCAGCAGUUCUUGUGGUAUAAUGCUAGUGUUGGAAACAAGGACAGCAAGCAAGCUUCAGGGGCCUAUAUCUUCAGGCCAAAUUCAAGUAAACCGUUUAACGUAAGCCUAAAUAACAAGGUAAGCAGUAUUAGCAUCGUUCAAAACGAAGUCAUGCAAGAGAUUCAUCAAGUAUUUACUCCUUGGGUGAGUCAAACCGUUAGGUUAUAUGCUAACAAACCGUACGCAGAAUUUGAAUAUACUGUUGGGCCAAUCAAAAUGGCUCCUUCGCCUGAACUUGGAAAAGAAGUGAUUUCGAGGUUUGAUACAAGUUUGAAGACGAAUGGUGUUUUCUACACAGACGCCAACGGACGAGAAAUGCAGACGAGGAAACGAAAUUAUCGACCGACAUGGACAUAUCAAAGUGAGUAGAUCUUGGUAUAUAAUGUGAUUAGUUAGGUUCAAGUUAGGAUGAGGCAACCUCGUUCCUAGGCUCCUCUUGAGGUUAGAUUUUAAUCAUUUUAUGUUGUGGUUAAGUUGAGGAAAAGUUAAAGGUAAUUAGGGUUAACCAAGCCUCUUCGUUCCAGGCCAUCCCUCUGGCUUAGGGGUUGACAGUUAACCCAUCACCACAGCUAACAUUUUCCCAUAUCUUUUUCAUUAGAUACAGAACCUGUUGCAGGGAAUUAUUACCCGGUCAACAGUCGAGCUUACAUCAAAGAUGAGUCUGGUGUUCAACUGACCAUAAUGACAGACCGCUCAUUAGGAGGCUCGAGUAUAAAAGAUGGUUCCUUGGAGUUCAUGGUACAUCGUAGGUUACUCCACGAUGAUAAAAGAGGUGUUAAUGAAGCAUUGAAUGAACCAGGAAUUAACGGACGAGGUCUUAUUGUCCGAGGGAAACUUUUACUUCUACUUGAAGCAGCAAAAUCCUCGGCAAAAUUACAUCGCGCUGUUGGCGAGGAAGAAAUGUUACGUCCUUCGCUAGCUUUCUCAGCAGGCAGUGGUAACCAAGCUAGUUACCAAGCCUUGACUCGGUCAUUACCAGCGAAUGUUCAUCUGUUAACAUUAGAACGUUUCGGCAAGUCUGUGUUGUUACGUCUAGAACAUCAGUUUGCUGUGGGUGAAGAUGUUGAACUUUCAAAAGCUGUCACAGUUCAAUUGAAAGGUUUGUUUCAAGAUUUCACCAUCUUGGCCGUCACCGAACUCAACCUCAGUGCAAACCUGGUGAAGAGUCAGCGCCAACAUACAGUGGACUGGAAACGAGCUAAGCGACGAAACAAAAUUCUGGUCCCGACCGAUGAUUUUGAGAUUACAUUGAAGCCGAUGGAAAUUAGAACAUUUAAACUUGAAAUCCAAUGACAUUCAUGAGGUAAACUUAAGUAUGCCAAUUAUUAAUAAAACUUGACUAUAUAGCUUGACAUUUAGACUAGAAUUUAGGGGAAUUUAUAAAACGCUAAGUGGGAAACAUGUACAGUGUUUCAGUUUGAAAAGGUUUUUCAGAAUUGACACUACAUUAUUCAAUUGGCUGAUAUGAGUAAGAAAGACAAUCGGCAAAUUAAAACAAUGAAACAAUAUCAUAGGAUUAUCCUGGAAGUAAUAUAGAAUAAUAUACUGUACUAGUAGUUUAAGGUUGUAAGUUUAAUUAUGUAUGGCGCUAUCAAGAUAUUUGACCUCCGAAUGCUUCCAGUAAAACAAACAAACAAGCUAGUAAAGUCGCACACACACAGCAAAAGAGCACACACAACAUCACAUUCUGUUUCACUUAUCUUAUAAUUCGUGCAACUAGAUAUUUUUCGGUAUCAAUGUAUCGUCCUAUUAUGUACAAUAUCAAAAAUGCUGUUUUCACUUCGCACUUGAGUUCGGGGGCGCUCCAAAUAAAGUCUGACUUUAUCGAACACGUAUGAUGGCCAGUACGGGUCUUCUUCACUGGGCUUCCAACAUUUAUCAAAUCGUGAAUCAAUGUGCCUAUAAGGACGAUAAAAUGAUUUGGAUAUUUUCUGUUUGUGGAAAACUUUAUGAUUAUUUAUCUGGUAAAAGAGGGAAUUCAGUUUGAGUCUACCAAUUAAACACCGUAGGUUUUCUCCAGAUAUACUCAUGUUUCCUCCUGUAGUAAAACUGGACCACUAAAGAAUGACUCUUAUAUACACUGAACUUUUAGGAAGACAAAUUUAAAACUGAUAGAGCUGUACAGCAUGAAUAAAGUUUUAAGAUUUCUUCCUGUAGUAACACUGGAUCGACGCGGAGUCACUCUUACUCAUGGAUUUCUAGGAACAAAAGAUUACUGGAAGUUAUAGAAUAAUUCAAUAUAAAAGAGUUUGUCAAGUUUCCUCCUGUAGAACAAU